Messenger RNA from Hansenula anomala, 1995 nucleotides. It is a transcript of the gene NOC3, whose product is annotated as Noc3p. Gene Ontology annotation, molecular function: chromatin binding. Gene Ontology annotation, cellular component: nucleolus. Gene Ontology annotation, biological process: DNA replication initiation. Bases 1 to 1995 code for a protein of 664 amino acids. The transcript has a single exon. Lineage: Eukaryota; Fungi; Ascomycota; Saccharomycetes; Phaffomycetales; Wickerhamomycetaceae. The record is from RefSeq and is a predicted model, not a curated record.
AUGGGUAAAAAAAGAGGAAGUAGAUUUGUUGAGGAACAAAGAAAGAAGAAACGUCAAGAUCAGGAUGCCUUGCUUUCUGUUGGGAUUGCCAACCUCGCAAAUAAUGUUCAAGAGGGUUUAGCUGAAUCAGAUCAAGAGACAGAUCAAAGUGCUAAUUGGGAAGAUGAAGAACAAGAAUAUGAAUUGAAACCUCGAUCAUUGAAAAAUGAAGUGAAAGAUUAUAACGCUUUACCUAUCAAAAGGGGAGGUAAAAUUGAAAGAGUUGUGAAAAAGGUUGAGUCAGAAAAUGAAUCAGAAAGUGAAGAAGAAAUUGAAGAGGAUGAUGAACAAGAUAAAAAGUCAAACCCUACUGAAGGACAACUAAAUGAUGAAAAUGAAGAAGACGAAGAGGAGGAACCUGAUACAGAGGAGAAAAUCAUGCUUUUGAAAGAAGAGAUUGCUGAUUUGGUUGAAAAACUAAUGGAGGAACCUGAAGAAAAUAUAAACAUGCUUUCAAGAUUAUUACGUAUGGCCCAAUCUAAGAAUCCAAACACUUCAAGAUUCUCAUUAUUAGCAUUGGUUCCAGCAUUCAAAACUAUUAUCCCUGGUUAUAGGAUAAGGCCCUUGUCAGAUCACGAAAAAGCUGAAAAAGUCUCAAAAGAUAUUCAAAAACUCAGAAACUUUGAACAAACAUUGAUUAUCAAUUAUAAAAAUUAUAUUGAUCUAUUAACGGAACUUGCUAAAAACACUAAAAAUGAUCAUUUAAUGGCCCAAUUUGCAGUUAAAGCAGCUUGUGAAUUAUCAGCAUCUUUUAGCCAUUUCAAUUACAGAUCAGAUUGUUUGCUCAUAAUAAUAAGAAGAGUUUGCAAACCGUCACCAAAAAAUGACUCCGUUUUCUCAGAUUGUAUCAAGACUUUAGAAGUUCUUUUGAACGAAGAUGAUGCUGGUGAUAUCUCUUUUGAUAUAAUCAGAUUGUUAUCCAAGACCUUGAGAUCAAGAAAAUUCAAAGUUGAUGAAAGUGUUAUCAAUGUCUUCCUUUCAGCAAACAUUUUGAAUGAUUAUGACCCAAAUGCAUCAGAAGAAGAAAAAGCUGAAAAAAUUAAAUUGAAAAAGAAGGAUAGAGUUCAUUUAUCGAAAAAGGAAAGAAAAGCUCGUAAAGAAAGAAAAGAAAUUGAAGAAGAAAUGCGUAAAGCUGAACUUGCAGUUUCAGCAGAGGAAAGAGAAAAAUUCCAGGCUGAAAUCUUGAAGAUGUUGCUGAAGGUCUAUUUGGAUAUCCUAAGAGAAAACUCUGAAAGAUUAAUUGCGUCGGUUUUGGAAGGUUUAGCCAGAAUAGGUCACAUGGCUAACUUUGAUCUUUUGGGUGAUUUCUUGGAAGUUAUCCGUGAAAUUAUUAGAAAUAUUCAAACAGAUGAAAAAGGAAUAGGGCAUUCUGAAUCUCGUCACGUUUUACUUGGUAUAGUGACUGCCUUUGCCUUGGUUUCUAAUCAUUCUCAAUAUAAAGUUCAGGUUGAUUUGUCAAGUUUUGUUGAUUCAUUAUACUCAAUUUUGUACCAGGUUUCAUUUGAUGCUGAUAUUGAAUUUUCUCAUAAAACUUUGAGAUUGGCAGAUCCUUUGAGUAAUGAUUUUAAGAAACCUUCCGUUAAUGUUUCCACAAAAAUUGAACUUUUACUAAAAGCUUUAGAGAAUGUUUUUUUCAAAUCCAAAAAUGGUUCAAAAGUUAGAGCAUUAGCGUUUUCCAAAAGAUUAACAAUGUGUUUAUUAAACACACCAGAAAAGUCAUCAAUUGCCAUUAUCAAAUUCAUGGAGAAAUUAAUGUCCCGUUAUUCUGAAAUUGGUGGUCUUUUCUCAACAGAAGAUAGAGUUGCAAACGGUAGAUUUUUAAUGGAUUCUGAUGUUCCAACAAGAGCCAACUCCGAAGCUGCUACAGUGUGGGAAACUUUGCUUUUAGAGAAUCAUUAUAGUCCAGCUAUUGCAAAAGGUGCAAAGAAAUUGCUAGCUCGUUCAAAAGAAGCAUAG